AUGAAAAUCCUCGUGGCCGUGGCAGUCUUUUUUCUUGUCUCCACUCAACUGCUUGCAGAAGAAAUCGGAGCCAGCAAUGAUCUGAAUUAUUGGUCUGACUGGUCUGACAGCGACCAGAUCAAGGAGGAGCUCCCCGAGCCCUUUGAGCACCUUCUGCAGAGAAUCGCCCGGAGACCCAAGCCACAGCAGUUCUUCGGAUUAAUGGGCAAACGGGAUGCUGAUUCCUCAAUUGAAAAACAAGUGGCCCUGUUAAAGGCGCUUUAUGGACAUGGCCAGAUUUCGCAUAAAAGGUAUAAAACAGAUUCCUUUGUUGGACUAAUGGGCAAAAGAGCUUUAAAUUCUGUGGCCUACGAAAGGAGUGCGAUGCAGAACUACGAAAGGAGACGAAAAUAA
This is a messenger RNA of Elephantulus edwardii (Cape elephant shrew), 393 nucleotides long. Its product is annotated as protachykinin-1-like. Lineage: Eukaryota; Metazoa; Chordata; Mammalia; Macroscelidea; Macroscelididae. The coding region runs from base 1 to 393 and encodes 130 amino acids. The transcript is spliced from 6 exons. The record is from RefSeq and is a predicted model, not a curated record. Gene Ontology annotation, biological process: tachykinin receptor signaling pathway.